This is a messenger RNA of Drosophila serrata, 2145 nucleotides long. Its product is annotated as aarF domain containing kinase 5. The record is from RefSeq and is a predicted model, not a curated record. NCBI's taxonomy places the organism in Eukaryota, Metazoa, Arthropoda, Insecta, Diptera, Drosophilidae.
UCUCGGUUGAAAAUGAACAAAAAUGAAGCAGAAUUACAAAAGUUAGAAAACUGAAUCAAGUGAAAUAAAGUCAGCCAUAGUAAAACAAAACAGAAAAAUGAAGAACUCGAAGAACAUGUGUUGCUAAUGUGACAGGAAAUGAGAAAUGUAAAUAAUUUUAUAUUCGCUAGAGCUUUUCAAACUGUGCCGCAAGCCAUAUGAGCAAUGUUGCCCCGCCAAUAUCACGCCCCCUCACAAACAGCUGUUCCGGAUCGACAGCUGGCCAACAGCUGACCGGGAGACUUUGGACGAAAUGCGACAUUUCCAGCCGGUGCGACGGCUGUUGAGCCUGGGGGGCUGGAGGAACCCGAUUAGAAAACUCAGUGUUAAGAGUGAAGCACAGGCUCGGAAAAGUGGCCUUCCUCUGGUCCGGUUAGGGCUCCUUGCGGCCGGUGCAGGUGUCAUUGGCUAUGACGGGAUCGUAAACGACUUCACAUACUGCGGCGCCUCCGUCCGCUUUGUUCGCUCCCUGAAAACUGCCGGAAUGAUUGCCUUCGAUUACCUGCAGCUUAAGGAGGACGAUGCGGAGUAUGCGGCGAAGAUAAAGGCUAUCCACCAGAAGAGCGCCGAACGCUUACUGGAGACGUGCCUGCUGAAUGGCGGCUUAUACAUCAAGGUGGGCCAAGGAUUCGCCGCCAUUAACCACAUUCUGCCCGUGGAGUACACCACCACGCUGUCAAAGCUGCAGGACCGUUGCCUGCCCACUUCCAAGGAAGACGUGGAGAAAGUAUUCCGCAAGGACUUUGGCCAGCUGCCCGAGGAGAUCUACAAGGAAUUUGACUAUAAGCCGGUGGCGGCCGCUAGCUUAUCGCAGGUAUUCAAAGGCAAGUUAUCCAGCGGGGAGCAGGUGGCGAUCAAGGUGCAGUACAACGAUUUGCAGAAGCGCUUUAUUAGCGACCUGGGCACCAUCAUCUUCCUGCAGGAUAUUGUCGAGUUCUUCUUCAAGGACUAUAACUUUGGCUGGAUCUUGAAUGACCUGCGAAAGAAUUUAGUUCUGGAGAUGAACUUUGUGCAGGAGGGCCAGAACGCCGAGCGAUGCGCCAGAGAUAUGCUAAAGUUUGACUUUGUCCACGUUCCCAAGGUCUACUGGGCGCAUACCAAAACGCGUGUGCUUACCCUCGAGUGGAUAGACGGGUGCAAGAUUAGCGAUCUGGAGACAAUUGCAGCACAAAAGCUCAGCCUGAAGGAUAUCGAUGUUAAGCUUUUUGAUACGUUCGCCGAACAGAUCUUCCACACGGGCUUCGUGCACGCCGAUCCUCAUCCAGGAAACAUCUUUGUGCGACGCAAUAGUAGAUCUGGACGAGCGGACAUCAUCCUUCUGGACCACGGCUUGUACGAAGAGCUGCCGGAAAAUGUGCGUGGACCGCUCUGUGAGUUUUGGGAGGCCACCGUGCUACGCGAUGAGGCAAAAAUGCAAUCGGCCGCCGAGAAGAUCGGGAUAACUGACUACAUGCGCUUCGCCGAGGUGCUUUUUCAGCAGCCCAUUCGGAUUCGAGGAGGCCGCAUCCGGGGAAAACUAUCGCAGGAGGAUAUUGAUCACAUGCAAGAAAUAGCUAGGAAGAACUUUGAGCAUAUUAUGGGCACCCUCAAGGAGAUGCCUAGGAGUAUGCUGUUUGUGGUGCGGAACCUUAACACCGUAAGAGGGAUAAGCCACCAGCACGGAGACGUAGUGAAUCGACCCCAAGUCAUGGCCCGGUAUGCCCAAAAGUGUGUCUAUAUGGAUCAGAGUCGUAGUUCGCCGCUGCAGUACAUCCGAUGGCUGAGUCGUCGCAUCUACUUCGAGUACUGCCUGUUUUUGUCCGCUUUCAAGCUGCGUGUUCUGGAUUGGUAUUUUAACGUUCUUUACCUAGUGGGUCGGGCUCCGGCCUCGGCCAGGACCGUAAUGCGCGAUAUGAUGACACCACCGACCGACACGGCUAUGCUAAGAUGAUUCCCUGAGUCACCAGUCUUUUAUACCUCUAAAUCAUAAGUAGUAAUAUGGGUUUUUAUAGGAAAAUUGUUGCAUUCAAAUAUUCCACGUACUCAAUCAAAAUAUCUUUUUUAUAGAGGCUAAUAUUGAAUUUGAUUGAGAAGCUGUUGUAAAGUAAUAAAAUAUAUAUUUUAACA